This is a messenger RNA of Sinocyclocheilus rhinocerous, 879 nucleotides long. Its product is annotated as trans-2-enoyl-CoA reductase, mitochondrial. The transcript is spliced from 9 exons. The record is from RefSeq and is a predicted model, not a curated record. The coding region runs from base 1 to 879 and encodes 292 amino acids. Lineage: Eukaryota; Metazoa; Chordata; Actinopteri; Cypriniformes; Cyprinidae. Gene Ontology annotation, molecular function: oxidoreductase activity. Gene Ontology annotation, biological process: fatty acid metabolic process. Gene Ontology annotation, cellular component: mitochondrion.
AUGUGUUUUGCAUCUUCUCCACGAUGCACAUAUGCCAUCCUGCCUGAGCUUCCAGCGGUGGGGGGCAAUGAGGGCGUGGCCCAGGUCAUAGAGGUGGGUGACAAGGUGAAGACACUCAAGCUGGGCGAUUGGGUGAUUCCAAGAGAUGCCGGCAUAGGAACGUGGAGAACAGCAGCUGUUUUGAAGGCUGAUGAUCUGGUGACUUUGCCUAAAGACAUUCCUGUACUGUCUGCUGCCACUUUGGGAGUCAAUCCCUGUACAGCUUUUAGGAUGCUCACAGACUUUGAGGAGCUCAAACCAGGAGACACAGUUAUCCAGAACGCAGCUAACAGCGGCGUCGGACAUGCUGUUAUCCAGAUUGCUGCUGCUAAGGGCAUUCAAACCAUCAAUGUCAUCAGAGACAGGCCUGAGCUGCAGCAGCUCUCUGACAGACUGACAGCACUGGGUGCCACACACGUCAUCACAGAGGAGACACUGAGACGGCCAGAAAUGAAGGAGCUUUUCAAGUCGUGUCCUCGGCCUAAACUAGCUCUGAAUGGAGUUGGAGGAAAGAGCGCCACAGAGCUGUUACGUCAUUUACAAAGUGGAGGGAGUAUGGUGACCUACGGUGGGAUGGCCAAACAACCAGUCACUGUUCCGGUGAGUGCACUGAUCUUCAAAGACGUGAAAAUAAGAGGUUUUUGGGUGACCCAAUGGAAGAGAGACAACAAACAUGAUGAAGACACCCUGCGUAACAUGCUGGAUGAACUCUGCAUCCUCAUUCGUGCCGGGAAGCUGUCGGCUCCAGCUUGCACUGAAGUGAGCCUUCAAGACUUCAGAAAGGCCCUGGAGAACGCCAUGAAGCCGUAUGUGUCCACUAAACAAGUUUUUGUCAUGUGA